AGUUUAUCCCCACUAGAAAUCUGUCACCUCUAAGCCGUGUGGGGACAUAGAUUCGGAAAUAAAUAAAAACUGAAAUGAAGCCAACAAGGCAGGAUAAACAUAAGGCCCGAUUAGACCAACGCACCAAAAACUGGGGCAAGGCCAAGUUCAAGCCCAAGAAGUAUGUGAGACCGGAAGUUUUGCCCGAGCCGCAAGCCACUGCAAAACCCUGGCAGCAUGUGAAGAACGACAUAAUCGACGAUUCGGAGGAUCGUGGACAUCAGGAUGUGGACAGCGAGGACGCUAGGAAGUUCAUGCAGCAACGGGAGCAGAACCACCGGCGGAAUAUCAUAGAAGCCAACCGAUCGGAGACCACCAUAUGGGAAUCCUUUGACGAGGAGCAGUUCUCCACUUCCAAGGAGGAGCGGUCCGAGCAAAAAGAUAAGGCAUCAAACGAAAAGUCCCGUCUGUGGGAGUGCGACAUUUCCCAGGGAGAACUGCCCACAGUGGUUGAAAACUUCUCGAUAGUGGAGCGCAACUUUUACAAAAGAAGGAUCACAUUGGGCUUGAAGACUACCGAACGAGCAGGAACACUUCAAACAGCUAUAAACGAUUUAAAAAAAAAUCAAAGCUGGGCACGUGGCAACCAAAUAAAAAUGCCCGUCCAGAAAACGCGAGAGAAGAAAAAGAAGCCUUUUCGGAAAAAUAACCCUUUUCAUAAGAAGGGCAGUGGAGAAGUCAUGGAAUGAAUCACAAUAGCUUAAACUUAACUCCUCCUAACACUUAGGCUAGACUUUAUUCCUGUCAUUAAUGAAUGGUAAUUAAAAACUUCGAUGUAUUUUUUUAGAAAUUAAACGAUUAUAAAAGAAUAUUAUCUGCCCAAAA
Molecule: messenger RNA, 864 nt
Organism: Drosophila rhopaloa
Lineage: Eukaryota; Metazoa; Arthropoda; Insecta; Diptera; Drosophilidae
Exons: 1
Coding region: 75-728 (217 amino acids)
Source: RefSeq, a predicted model, not a curated record